UACCUGCCCAAAGGGCAGUAUCGAAGCUAGUCAAUAAUAAGAGAACAACCCGGCCAAUAGGUCAGGUAGAAAGAUAGUUUAAUUGAUGGCGCAAAGGAAAAGGAAAAAAAACGUUUCCAAGGGAGAUAGGCGUACGGUCAGGGAAAAUUGCGCUUCUAUUUUUACAAAGGCCCAGAAAAGUUAUUUAAUCAAAAGCCCAAAUUACAGAAAAUCCGAUGGCGUUCUAGGAAGGAGGCAUGCCCACGACCAGUGAAAAUGAGAAAUACUUGCACAAUGAAGAAGUAGGUUUCAGUCCGAAAUGAGAAACGGCUCGAAAAGCUUCAUCUUUAUUUAAUUGAAGGCCCAAAGGAAAUAUAAUCGACAGCGGUUUGGAAGGGACAUGGGAGAAAGGUUGGGCUAAAGUGGGCUUCCUUUUGACAAAGUCCCAAACAAGCUUAUUUUCCAUUUAAUCAAAUGGACCGAGCAACCUCGUUCGACACCGGCCUUCGCACCGUUCUUCUCUCUCUCACCACAACUCCGACGGCAUCCAGCGCCUGCGUUCAGGCCACCAGAGGCCGUCCGACGACGGUGUUAGGACCAAGGUUGGUGACGAGUUCCAGGCGCGAUAGCGAGAAGUUCAACGACCUAGCCUUCUUCAAUACAGGCGGCAGCUACUUCUAGUCGGCGGCGGGUCCUUCAAGAGGGCGGCGGGUAACAAAGGAACAAGACGGAGAGACUGAAAACCUAGUUCUUGCUUUCUCAUUCAUCAAAUCCGCCUCUUAUAGGCUUAGCAAACCAUACAAACAGACAAGCUUCCAUGGACAUUGUUUGGCAGCUACUUUGUAAGAAUGUAUAGUUAACGCAUUGCUUUGCAAUCAGUGGGGCAAAGGCUUAUGUUGAAUACAGUGGGCAUGACAUUGAUAAUUUUCAAAAGCAUGCUCCAGCAAUGGAGUCAAAGUUACCAUUGAUUGUGACAAUCAAAUCAGUUAGUAGAGUAACUCCUAGACAUGACAGUAAAUAUCAACACGAAUUUCGAUCCACAAUUGCGAGUAAGCUUAUCAUUCGUUCUUAUCAGGACAACUGCAAGGAUAUCAUGAACAUGUAAGUUGCUGUAUAUGGGUUUACCCAACUGAUUGGUUCAACCACUAUCGAGUUAGUAAUACUUACACAUUUCUUUUCAACAUGUAGCUUUCUUGCAUGUCGCAAACCAGUUUACUUCUUCGAUGAUGCUACUUACAAAAAAACUGGGCACCUGCUGAGCAAUCAACUGCAAAAGAAAUCGCUGAGAGAGAUAAAAGAAAGGAUGGAGGACCGUUCAGAUUUCACAGAGGUAUAUGACAAACACCAGCAUUGACAUCAGCUGUAUAUUUCCAUCUGUUUAGCUGUAUAAUACAUCUGACAUUUUGCA
This is a messenger RNA of Linum trigynum, 1387 nucleotides long. Lineage: Eukaryota; Viridiplantae; Streptophyta; Magnoliopsida; Malpighiales; Linaceae. The record is from the annotation of a GenBank genome assembly.